GCACGUCAAGCGCGCCCCUACCUAGUUCCCGGUCCCGCGUAGCAGCAGGCCCAGUACUACCCAGAGCAGCACUUCCAAUUCACAUUCCACUUACGCAGCAAGGUAGACGCGCCGCGACGGAAAUCGGGGAUAGGACUUCGUCAACCGUAGCUCAGAGACACCCAUCACCAAGUCCACCGCCACAAGAGUUCCCGGCUGUUUUUUCGUCCAGGCGACCGAUUCGUCAUCAUUCAAGUCAACCAAACAUUCACAUUCUGAUUGCUCGGGCUUCAGAUUCCUUUCUAGCGGCGGCUCUUCCGGCUCUGUUACUCGAGUCGGCCUUUGCUUGGUCAUCGAGACCACAUCUCGCUUUCGUCUCCUCGACCACGAAACCAAGAGAAUUGCCGUAUCCAUUAACUCAUAGUUGAGACCUAUCGUCACGAUGCCGACAUCGCGCAAGCGGGCCCUCCAAGAGGGCGACACCAGCAACAAUGCGCAACCUCCCAAGGAGCCAUCCGUACUCCAUCGCAUAAGGAAUAUGUGGCAGUUUGCCAACCUUUUCCAGUUCAUCCUCUUGUUCGGAAAGGCGCUUAAGUUGGACGACAGUCUUGACAUCGAGGACCUCGAGGCCGAAUGUCUAAAGCCAGGCUCAAUGGUCCUUCAGGACAUUGGCCUCGGUAUCCUCAAGUUUCUAUCGUCCCAUCGAGGCCUUACCCACGACGUAUUCGAAGAGUAUACCCGAAGACAGUUCCUUGCCAAAGCCCCCGAGAAGAAUCCAUUCGGAACCGAGGAUCUGCCUUCCAAGUUUGCCGACUUUGACGUCUUCACAAAGAUCCGUGUACUCCAGCAAAUGAGUCAGCUUGUCAUGUGUACCCCCGAGCGCCUUCGCGAGAGGACAGAAGAGCAGAAGGACAUGGACCAGACAAAUUGGCGAAUUGAGCCUUACGGAUGGGACAGCAAAGAUCGUACGUACUUCGUAUUAGAUGAUAACCGCAUCUAUCGAUUGACCGAGGCCCCGGCCCCCGCUCCCAAACCCAAGAAGAAUACCAAGAAGGCCAAGGCGGUUUCUCGAAGCAGCAAAAGACGUCGCGUCUCGGAAGCGAUCAGUGAGGGUGGCGACGCUGGCGACGAGGACUCUGUGACAGGGCAACCGGACGAGCGUGAAGACGACAGUCUUGGCGGAAUGAAAUGGGAAUGCCUCGCCGUAUCCCUAGAUGAGGUUCGCCAAUUUCUAGCCACGAUCCAGAAAUCGAAGGAUCCGAAUGAGAAGAUUCUGCGCGAACAAAUCCAGGAUCAUCUCGUCCCUAUCCUUGAAAAACAGGAGGAGUCCAAAAAGCGCAAACAGCUGCAACGAGAGAAAGAACUGCAGGCACUGGAGAAGAUGGCGCACGCAAAACGAUCCAGCCGUAUUGCUGGAAAGCUAGAGCAACAGAAGGCGGAAGAACAGGCUCGGGAAGAGGAACGCAAGCGGCAAGAAGAGGAGGCUGCCAGGCGAAAAAAUGAGCAACGGCAAGCCAAGAUGGAGAGGGAGAGAGAGCAUCGGCUCAUGUCAAGAGAACAACGACUGAAGGAGCGAGAGAUUCGCCGUCUUCAGGCUGAAGAAGAGCUGGCGCAACUGUCCGAGGACAGCAAAUCCGUCGGCUCAGGACCCGGUCGCAUGUCGGAGCGGCACCGACAAGCAGCGAUUGAAAAGAACAGGAGAGCUCUACAGGAGCUGCAAGACGAGGAAGACGACUGGAUAUUUGACUGCAUCUGCGGCGUCUAUGGGCAGGUCGAUGAUGGGACACAUAGCGUUGCCUGCGAGAGGUGCAACGUCUGGCAGCACAGCAAAUGCCUUGAUAUUGCCGAAAAGGAUGCUGAGCAAGAAGAUUUCCAUUUCAUCUGCAGUUCUUGUCGCCGAAGCGAGGCAGAGAAAUCUCAACAACCCCGGGUUAUCAAGCUGAAGGUCAACCGCCAUGCUUCAUCGUCCCCUCCUCCUCAGCAGGUUGUGAGUGGCACCUCCCAGUCUCAAGCUGGCCGGUCACAGCUUGUUGUCGAGCUCGGGGCUCAGGCAAAGUCUAGAUCGUCUACCGAUCGUAUUAGCGAGGAGAACCCACGCUCUGGGUCUCAGGAUGGCCCAUCGGGGCAACAAGAGGCAAAGACCGAACCUACCGAUCUUCCAGGUGAGAAGGAGGGUACGGCAAGACCAGUCAGUGCGACGGGGUCUAUUGGGUAUUCGCCAGGGCGCCGGGAGUUGAACCCAUUUUCAUCGCCGCAUCCCACUCUGUCUCCUCCUAAUCAAUCACCCGGCAAGUUGAGAGCAUAUGACAGCAUAUUUCAUCCUUCUGCCCCAUCUUCUGCUGUUGGCCGCGAAGAGUCGCACCCUAAAGAGGAGGGCUUAUUGCCUGUGUUGCCGCCCCCUGCCGGAAACGGUCGUUGGGCCUCGCCCUCAAAGCAGCCGCAACGGCCGUCGUCGCCUCUAGGAACAAAGAGCUCUCCUGCCGCAGGCGCCAGAAUAGUGAGCACGCCAUUGCCACAACUGACCCCUGUGCAAUCCGAUCCCCACGCCCGGAAUGGAGUCAUCGACCGGUCAUCACCCUUACCUCCCUCCCGCGCAGGGCUAUCGCCAACCAAGCAUUCGCCGCCUGUACCGCCGCGCCAUCAGGUGAACGGCUCUGCCAGCGCUGGCGCUUCCCCAUCAGGAACUGGUCGCGCCGCUCCAGUUUUUCCCCCUUCGGCAGCCCUUGCCCCUUCCCCUCCUCAGCAAAAUUUGGCGGCGCCAUCGAAGCCGCUAAAGCCUGCCAACCCGGCGAAAUCGCAUCCGCAGACAUAGGAUGUACUGAUGCGCUAGUCAUAUUUUCCGCCAGCUCAUGUGUGAACCAACCCCCUGGCUGCCACAAGUUUCCAACAGAAAAAUUUAAUGAAAUAUAAAGUAGGGGAGAAAAAAAAAAGAAGAAGAGGGGGAGGAGGGGGAAGAUGAAGAAGAAGAAGAAGAUCAGGUGAACACAGGUUUAGUGGCAGGUUUGUACUUCCAUUCGUGCCCAAGCCGUGGAAGCUUUCGAACGGGUGUCAACAUUCGGCGCUUUUUCCCUUUUGGGUGGACGCCGAUAACUGCUCAAAGAAGUGAUCGAGGGGCUAGAGAAGCCUCCCGCAGUCCGCGAUGGCCUGUCGGGCACUUGAGCCGGGACCGAUUGAAGUCAAUCUUCAUUUUGACACGAAUUCUCAAAGUCUGAAUCGAGGGGUUGGCCCACCAAGGUCGAACUUUUUGCAUUGUAUAAGCAUUCUUGUAUUCACACAGGCAAGUAUAUUCUGUGAAUCACGGAUUAGCAGCUUUAGUGUAGAUGAAUAGAUGCAAAAUGACAUGGGCGUCACGAGAAGAGAGUGGUGACAGUCUUUGGCAUCACCAGAGAUACCUGUCAUUUUGGGUCCCAGACACCGGAAUUACCGGGAAGUGGGACACAUCAGCACGGCGGUCUUACUGAGCAUGUUGAGUUUGUUAUGACACCGCGAAUUAAGACACCGACGCUGUGGUGAAGAGGGUGAUGAGAAGUGAUAGAUUGUCCUCAUAGCUGAUAGCUCGCAGGAGCAGAU
Neurospora crassa OR74A is the source of this 3549-nucleotide messenger RNA. RefSeq lists its product as hypothetical. The record is from RefSeq and is a predicted model, not a curated record. Lineage: Eukaryota; Fungi; Ascomycota; Sordariomycetes; Sordariales; Sordariaceae. Bases 422 to 2791 code for a protein of 789 amino acids. Gene Ontology annotation, cellular component: RSF complex. Gene Ontology annotation, biological process: regulation of DNA-templated transcription. The transcript is spliced from 5 exons.